GAUUAGUCGACGGUGAGGCAUCAUGGCCAUCGGUUAGCAUCGGCGUGUUACUUAGAAAAUUCGCUGUGAUAUAGAUACGAUCCCCCGGCGAUCGUGAAUCACCCGAAUUUCUCGCUCGGGCGAUCGGAGCUUGAUCCUUGAUCGUCUAACGACAUCGAGACGUGAAUGACACGAUGGUGAAGUUAACCGAAGAGAUGGUCGUGGCUCGCACGCGAGUGUCCGACUUCUCCGCCGUGAAGAAGCUCAAUUGCUGGGGAACAGAAUUAACGGAUGUUAGCAUUCUAAGAAAGAUGAUAAAUGUAGAGGUGUUGUCAUUGAGCAUAAAUAACAUUAAUACACUUGCUGAUUUUCAAUGUUGUCACAAACUUCAGGAUUUAUUUAUACGAAGAAACAAUAUCAAAGAUUUGAAUGAAAUUUGUUACCUCCAAGGAUUGCCUAAUUUACGAAAUUUGUGGCUGGGUGAAAAUCCAUGUGCAGAAAAAGAAGGAUAUCGAUUAGCUGUACUGCGAGCAUUGCCAAAUCUUGAGAAGUUAGAUGAUAAAGUAGUAUUACCUGAAGAAGUGCAAACCGCGAUGGCAAUAGGUCGACCCUUAAUACAUCCUCUUGAAAUGGAUGCUUCUCCACAAUCAGAUGCAGUAACUCCAGAGGAUAUUACAAUUGAAUACAUUGAAGAACCUGAAUUGGAACGGCCUAGGAGAUAUAGUUCUGCUAGUGACCAGAGAAGUUUUGAUGAAACACAACACACUCAUGAAGAAUAUGACCCUGACAGAAGAAACGCAAAUUAUAGUGCAUCAUCGUCUCAUCAUUACUCACAAAAUAAUCAGUAUGCAUAUGAGCUACAAAAUGGACAAUCAAAGAAUCAGAGCAAAGAUGACAGUAUGUGUACAGAGUCGCGCAGCAACAAUGAGACUGUGGCCACUAACACUCUUGAAAUAUCUAAGGAUUAUGAUGACAGACCGGCAGUACGACAUAAUGGGGAUUAUGAUGAGAGGCGAGCGUACUCCGAGUAUGGUGGAAACGAAGUAUCUCAGCGUAUCUAUACACCAACAUCACAACGUACACAAUAUGCUGUAAAUGAACUUGCAGAUGAUAGACGUAAUGACAGAAAUAAUUAUAGCUAUGAUGAGAGAACAAGAGUAGAAUAUGAAGACUCACCACAACCUCCGAUACCACAAAGAAGAAUGGCUAUUCAUCAUAAUGAAAGGGAAGAUGGAGCUCAAGUACCCGGUUGGGUAAGACAUUCAGAAAAAGAUAAAUGCAGAACACAAUUUCAUUAUCACAGACGGCCAGUAACGAGGAAUUCAAAUAUAUUAUCAGCUGUGCUAUGUUUGGUUAAAGAAUUAGAUUAUCCAAGCUUAGAAGUGGUAGAAAUGGCUGUUAGAAAUCGAAUGGAUGAAUUAGAAGAAUGAUGUUUCUGACACCGUCCCCAAAAUUCACAGGGGACGGUUGCUUUUUCCCAAAUCGGCAGCGUGUCUUCUGUACCGAGCCCAGAAUUCUCCGACUCGCUCGAUUCUACAAUAACUUUUAACCAAUAUGCUGAUAAUGAUGAAAAUUAUAAUAAUGACAAACAUCAUUUUGAGCGUCAGUUAUUCGAUGAAAAUAAUGAUAAAUGUCAGAUCCGACGAAAAUGUGCCGAAAAAGUUUGCUCAACAACCAAUUUAAAAACAGUAUCAAUCGAUCCUAGUCCAAAAUUACUUGGAAAUAAUCAAUCUGUGCAUAAAAUUCGAGACUCUGUAUUAGACAAUUUACCGUCGAAAGAGAAAAAGAUUAAUGAUGUAAGACGCGUAGCCAGCAGUGACAGCAUUCCUCGUGCUGGUUACAAUAAUGUCAUUUUGAACCAGGGAUGUAGAGUUUUAAGCCAAGACUGUGUGAGAAGAUCAAAAAGUCCAGAUAUUAGAAAUACAAUUGCACCACUUCGUUAUAUUCAAUCAGCAAAAGGAACAUGGACUUAUAAUUUGUAAGUUAGAUUGAAAAUUUGAUAAAUUAUAAUCUCUUUGUCCUUCUCUGAAAUAAUAAUCUAAAGCUCCUGAGUUAGA
Molecule: messenger RNA, 2036 nt
Organism: Camponotus floridanus (Florida carpenter ant)
Lineage: Eukaryota; Metazoa; Arthropoda; Insecta; Hymenoptera; Formicidae
Exons: 10
Coding region: 174-1409 (411 amino acids)
Biological process (GO): cytoskeleton organization
Molecular function (GO): protein binding
Source: RefSeq, a predicted model, not a curated record